AGGAAAGCUGGCACUUGGCCCAAGUUAGCCACACUGAGGCAUGUGCCUCGUCAUAAAUGGGAUAUCACUUCAAGGGGGACUAUGUGUGGAUGGACCUGAGAUCCGGGCAGGAGUUUGACGUGCCCAUCGGGGCGGUGGUGAAGCUCUGUGACUCUGGGCAGAUCCAGGUGGUGGACGAUGAAGGCAACGAACACUGGAUCUCCCCGCAGAAUGCCACACACAUCAAGCCCAUGCAUCCCACCUCAGUCCACGGUGUGGAGGACAUGAUCCGUCUGGGGGACCUCAACGAGGCCGGUAUCCUGCGCAACCUGCUCAUCCGCUACAGGGACCACCUCAUCUACACGUACACAGGCUCCAUCCUGGUGGCUGUGAACCCCUACCAGCUGCUCUCCAUCUACUCUCCAGAGCACAUCCGCCAGUACACCAACAAGAAGAUUGGGGAGAUGCCCCCCCACAUCUUUGCCAUCGCUGACAAUUGCUACUUCAGCAUGAAGCGCAACAGCCGUGACCAGUGCUGCAUCAUCAGUGGGGAGUCUGGCGCAGGGAAGACGGAGAGCACAAAGCUGAUCCUGCAGUUCCUGGCAGCUAUCAGUGGGCAGCACUCCUGGAUCGAGCAGCAGGUCCUGGAGGCCACCCCCAUCUUGGAAGCAUUUGGGAACGCCAAGACCAUCCGCAACGACAACUCGAGCCGCUUCGGGAAGUAUAUCGACAUCCACUUCAACACUCGUGGCGCCAUCGAGGGCGCCAAGAUUGAGCAGUACCUGCUGGAGAAGUCGCGUGUCUGUCGCCAGGCCCCGGAUGAGAGGAACUACCACGUGUUCUACUGCAUGCUGGCCGGCAUGAGCCAGGAGCAGAAGAAGAAGCUGGGCCUGGGCCAGGCCACUGACUACAACUACCUGGCCAUGGGUAACUGCAUAACCUGUGAGGGCCGGGUGGACAGCCAGGAGUACGCCAACAUCCGUUCCGCCAUGAAGGUGCUCAUGUUCACCGACACGGAGAACUGGGAGAUCUCCAAGCUCCUGGCUGCCAUCCUGCACCUGGGCAACCUGCAAUACGAGGCCCGCACAUUUGAAAACCUGGACGCCUGUGAGGUCCUCUUCUCCCCGUCGCUGACCACAGCUGCUUCACUGCUGGAGGUGAACCCUCCAGACUUAAUGAGCUGCCUGACAAGCCGCACCCUCAUCACCCGUGGGGAGACCGUGUCCACCCCGCUCAGCAUGGAGCAGGCGCUGGAUGUGCGAGACGCCUUUGUCAAGGGCAUCUAUGGACGGCUCUUUGUGUGGAUCGUGGACAAGAUCAACGUGGCGAUCUACAAGCCUCCCUCCCAGGAAGUGAAGAACUCCCGCCGGUCCAUCGGCCUCCUCGACAUCUUUGGGUUCGAGAACUUUACUGUGAACAGCUUCGAGCAGCUGUGCAUCAACUUUGCCAACGAGCACUUGCAGCAGUUCUUCGUGCGGCACGUGUUCAAGCUGGAGCAGGAGGAGUACGACCUGGAGAGCAUCGACUGGCUGCACAUCGAGUUCACCGACAACCAGGACGCCCUGGACAUGAUCGCCAACAAGCCCAUGAACAUCAUCUCCCUCAUUGAUGAAGAGAGCAAGUUCCCCAAGGGCACGGACACCACCAUGCUGUACAAGCUGAACUCACAGCACAAGCUCAACACCAACUACGUGCCCCCCAAGAACAACCACGAGACCCAGUUUGGCAUCAAUCACUUUGCAGGCAUAGUCUACUACGAAACCCAAGGCUUCCUGGAAAAGAACCGGGACACCUUGCACGGGGACAUCAUCCAGCUAGUCCACUCCUCACGGAACAAGUUCAUCAAGCAGAUCUUCCAGGCUGACGUGGCCAUGGGCGCCGAGACCAGGAAGCGCUCGCCCACACUCAGCAGCCAGUUCAAGCGGUCGCUGGAGCUGCUGAUGCGCACGCUGGGGGCCUGCCAGCCCUUCUUCGUGCGCUGCAUCAAGCCCAACGAGUUCAAGAAGCCCAUGCUGUUCGACCGGCACCUGUGUGUGCGCCAGCUGAGGUACUCGGGCAUGAUGGAGACUAUCCGAAUCCGCCGCGCCGGCUACCCCAUCCGCUACAGCUUUGUGGAGUUCGUGGAGCGGUACCGUGUGCUGCUGCCUGGCGUGAAGCCAGCCUACAAGCAGGGCAACCUCCGAGGGACAUGCCAACGCAUAGCUGAGGCUGUGCUGGGCACCCAUGACGACUGGCAGAUUGGCAAAACCAAGAUCUUUCUGAAGGAUCACCAUGACAUGCUGCUGGAGGUGGAGCGGGACAAGGCCAUCACUGACAGAGUCAUCCUCCUCCAGAAGAUCAUCCGGGGGUUCAAAGACAGGUCCAACUUCCUGAAGCUGAAGAAUGCUGCCACACUGAUCCAGAAGCAUUGGCGGGGAUACACCUGCAGGAGGAACUACGAGUUGAUGCGCCUGGGCUUCCUGCGGCUGCAGGCCCUGCACCGCGCCCGGAAGUUGCACCAGCAGUACUGCCUGGCCCGCCAGCGCAUCAUCCAGUUCCAGGCCCGCUGCCGUGCCUACCUGGUGCGCAAGGCCUUCCGCCACCGCCUCUGGGCGGUGCUCACCGUGCAGGCCUACGCCAGGGGCAUGAUCGCCCGCAGGCUGCACCGGCGCCUCCGGGCAGAGUACCUGAGGCGCCUAGAGGCGGAGAAAAUGCGGCUGGCGGAGGAGGAGAAGCUCCGGAAAGAGAUGAGUGCCAAGAAGGCCAAGGAGGAGGCAGAGCGCAAGCAUCAGGAACGCCUGGCCCAGCUGGCUCGUGAGGACGCAGAGCGGGAGCUGAAGGAGAAGGAGGCGGCUCGGCAGAAGAAGGAGCUGCUGGAGCAGAUGGAGAAGGCCCGCCACGAGCCCAUCAAUCACUCUGACAUGGUGGACAAGAUGUUUGGCUUCCUGGGGACUUCGGGUGGCCUGCCAGGCCAGGAGGGCCAGGCACCUAGUGGCUUUGAGGACCUGGAGCAAGGGCGGACAGAGAUGGUGGAGGAGGAUGUGGAUGCGGCCCUGCCCCUGCCUGACGAGGACGAGGAGGACCUCUCUGAGUACAAAUUUGCAAAGUUUGCUGCCACCUACUUCCAGGGCACAACCACACAUUCCUACACCCGGCGGCCACUCAAACAGCCGCUGCUCUACCAUGAUGAUGAGGGCGACCAGCUGGCGGCUCUGGCAGUCUGGAUCACCAUCCUGAGGUUCAUGGGGGACCUCCCGGAGCCCAAGUACCACACAGCCAUGAGUGACGGCAGCGAGAAGAUCCCUGUGAUGACCAAGAUUUAUGAGACUCUGGGCAAGAAGACAUACAAGAGGGAGCUGCAGGCCCUGCAGGGCGAGAGUGAGGCCCAACUCCCUGAGGGGCAGAAGAAGAGCAGUGUGAGGCAUAAACUGGUGCACUUGACCCUGAAGAAGAAGUCCAAACUCACAGAGGAGGUGACGAAGAGGCUGCAUGACGGGGAGUCCACGGUGCAGGGCAACAGCAUGCUGGAGGACCGGCCCACCUCCAACCUGGAGAAGCUGCACUUCAUUAUCGGCAAUGGCAUCCUGCGGCCAGCACUGCGGGAUGAGAUCUACUGCCAGAUCAGCAAGCAGCUCACCCACAACCCCUCCAAGAGCAGCUACGCCCGGGGCUGGAUCCUCGUGUCUCUCUGCGUGGGCUGCUUCGCCCCCUCUGAGAAGUUUGUUAAGUACCUGCGGAACUUCAUCCACGGGGGACCGCCUGGCUAUGCCCCGUACUGUGAGGAGCGCCUGAGGAGGACCUUUGUCAAUGGGACUCGGACGCAGCCGCCCAGCUGGCUGGAGCUACAGGCCACUAAGUCCAAGAAGCCCAUCAUGUUACCUGUGACAUUCAUGGAUGGGACCACCAAGACCCUUCUGACGGACUCAGCAACCACAGCCAAGGAGCUAUGCAAUGCAUUGGCCGACAAGAUCUCGCUCAAGGACCGCUUUGGGUUCUCCCUGUACAUCGCCCUGUUUGAUAAGGUGUCCUCCCUGGGCAGUGGCAGUGACCAUGUCAUGGACGCCAUCUCUCAGUGUGAGCAGUAUGCCAAGGAGCAGGGUGCCCAGGAGCGCAAUGCCCCCUGGAGGCUCUUCUUCCGAAAAGAGGUCUUCACACCCUGGCACAACCCCUCAGAAGACAACGUGGCCACCAACCUCAUCUACCAGCAGGUGGUGCGCGGGGUCAAGUUCGGGGAGUACAGGUGUGAGAAGGAGGAUGACCUGGCGGAGCUGGCCUCCCAGCAGUACUUCGUGGACUAUGGCUCCGAGAUGAUCCUGGAGCGCCUGCUGAACCUUGUCCCCACCUACAUCCCGGACCGCGAGAUCACACCCCUGAAGACACUUGAGAAGUGGGCCCAGCUGGCCAUUGCUGCCCACAAGAAGGGGAUUUAUGCCCAAAGGAGAACGGAUGCCCAGAAGGUCAAAGAGGAUGUGGUCAAUUAUGCCCGCUUCAAGUGGCCCUUGCUCUUCUCCAGGUUUUAUGAAGCCUAUAAGUUCUCAGGCCCCAGUCUCCCUAAGAAUGAUGUCAUUGUGGCUGUCAACUGGACAGGCAUCUAUUUUGUGGAUGAGCAGGAGCAGGUGCUUCUGGAGCUGUCCUUCCCAGAGAUCAUGGCUGUGUCCAGCAGCAGGGGAGCAAAACUGACCGCCCCCAGCUUCACGCUGGCCACCAUCAAGGGGGAUGAGUACACCUUCACAUCCAACAACGCCGAGGACAUCCGUGACCUGGUGGUCACCUUCCUGGAGGGGCUCAGGAAGAGGUCUAAGUACGUGGUGGCCUUGCAGGACAACCCCAACCCUGCGGGUGAGGAGUCAGGCUUCCUCAGCUUCGCCAAGGGAGACCUCAUCAUCCUGGACCAUGACACCGGGGAGCAGGUCAUGAACUCAGGCUGGGCCAACGGCAUCAACGAGAGGACCAAGCAGCAUGGGGACUUCCCAACCGACUGUGUGUACGUCAUGCCCACUGUCACCAUGCCGCCACAGGAGAUCGUGGCCCUGGUCACCAUGACCCCUGACCAGAGGCAGGAUGUCAUCCGGCUCUUGCAGCUGCGAACUGCAGAGCCCGAGGUGCGCGCCAAGCCCUACACGCUGGAGGAGUUCUCCUACGACUACUUUAGGCCCCCACCCAAGCACACGCUGAGCCGCGUCAUGGUGUCCAAGGCCCGAGGCAAGGAUCGGCUGUGGAGCCACACACGGGAGCCACUCAAGCAGGCCCUCCUCAAGAAGAUCCUGGGGAGCGAGGAGCUCUCGCAGGAGGCCUGCAUGGCCUUCAUCGCUGUUCUCAAGUACAUGGGUGACUACCCAUCCAAGAGGAUGCGCUCUGUCAACGAGCUCACAGACCAGAUCUUUGAGGGGGCCCUGAAGGCUGAGCCCCUCAAGGAUGAGGCAUAUGUGCAGAUCCUGAAGCAGCUGACGGACAACCACAUCAGGUACAGUGAGGAGCGGGGCUGGGAGCUGCUGUGGCUCUGCACCGGCCUCUUCCCACCUAGCAACAUCCUCCUGCCCCACGUCCAGCGCUUCCUGCAGUCCCGCAAGCACUGCCCGCUCGCCAUUGACUGCCUGCAGAGGCUCCAGAAAGCGCUGAGAAAUGGGUCCCGGAAGUACCCUCCGCACCUGGUGGAGGUGGAGGCCAUCCAGCACAAAACCACCCAGAUUUUCCACAAGGUCUACUUCCCUGAUGACACUGAUGAGGCCUUUGAGGUGGAGUCGAGCACCAAGGCCAAGGACUUCUGCCAGAACAUCGCCGCUCGGCUGCUCCUCAAGUCCUCCGAGGGAUUCAGCCUCUUUGUCAAAAUUGCAGACAAGGUCAUCAGCGUCCCAGAGAAUGACUUCUUCUUUGACUUUGUGCGACACCUGACAGACUGGAUAAAGAAAGCACGGCCCAUCAAGGAUGGGGUCGUGCCCUCGCUCACCUACCAGGUGUUCUUCAUGAAGAAGCUGUGGACCACCACGGUGCCGGGCAAGGACCCCAUGGCCGACUCCAUCUUCCACUAUUACCAGGAGCUACCCAAGUAUCUCAGAGGCUACCACAAGUGCACACGGGAGGAGGUGCUGCAGUUGGGGGCACUGAUCUACAGGGUCAAGUUUGAGGAGGACAAGUCCUACUUCCCUAGUAUCCCCAAGCUGCUGAGAGAGCUGGUGCCCCAGGACCUCAUCCGGCAGAUCUCGCCUGAUGACUGGAAGCGGUCCAUCGUCGCCUACUUCAACAAACACGCAGGGAAAUCCAAGGAGGAGGCCAAGCUGGCCUUCCUGAGGCUCAUCUUCAAGUGGCCCACCUUUGGCUCCGCCUUCUUUGAGGUGAAGCAAACUACAGAGCCAAACUUCCCUGAGAUCCUCUUAAUUGCUAUCAACAAGUAUGGGGUCAGCCUCAUUGAUCCCAGAACCAAGGACAUCUUGACUACUCACCCUUUCACCAAGAUCUCUAACUGGAGCAGCGGCAACACCUACUUCCACAUCACCAUUGGGAACCUGGUGCGCGGAAGCAAACUGCUCUGUGAGACGUCACUGGGCUACAAGAUGGAUGACCUCCUUACUUCCUACAUCAGCCAGAUGCUCACAGCCAUGAGCAAGCAGCGGGGCUCCAGGAGUGGCAAGUAAACAGUGGAAGGAGGUGCUGGCUCUGUGCCUGCUCUCCAAGGAGCAUCUGGCUCAGGCCCAUCCAUUACUCCUGAAGCUGGGAGGACCUUUGCCAUCCAGGCAUGGAGGCUGGGCUGGCCAUCUACUGCAGACCACACCAAAUGGGGCUCUGAACUAUCUCCCACGAGGUCAACUUCCCUCCACCUGUGCAUGGCGCCUGUGUUAGCUCUCAUCCUAGCUUGCUGUGGUCUUCCCAGU
Molecule: messenger RNA, 6827 nt
Organism: Urocitellus parryii (Arctic ground squirrel)
Lineage: Eukaryota; Metazoa; Chordata; Mammalia; Rodentia; Sciuridae
Source: RefSeq, a predicted model, not a curated record